AGCCACUGCUAACUAGCGGUUAGUGGCAACGCCAACGAUACACAUCUCUCUUCCCAUAAUGUUUUAAUGUUCUGAAAUAUACAACAGAGAAUAAUUUCUAAACGCUAGUUCUACCGUUUUAGACUCUUUGAUUGCUCAAGGACGAUGAAUGGAAACCCUUCUUCAGCUGUGUGGAGAUGACCGGCCACCCUUUAGGGCAUGGUCAGAAUGGGGCCAGACGUGCCCCUUCUUAACGAAUACAAGCAGGAGUUCUUCUGGAAGCGCUUCCCUCAGACAGUGUUGGGGGGUCCACGCUUCAAGUUGGGCUACUGUGCCCCACUGUAUGUCUAUGUCAAUCAGGCAGUCUUGUUCUUGACACCAUGGCUGUUUGGUGGCAUUGGUACCUUGCUUUGCCAGCUACAGCUGCUCAAGGAACUUCAUGCUGCGGUGCUCUCUGGCAUGCUCAUGUUUGGGGCUGCAGUGGGUAUUCAGGCCCUGGCUCUGUAUGCUGCCCGGAGGAGUGGUACAGUGGAGCGAUUAGGGGCACCCAACAUCCUAGCUGAUGAGGAGGAAGUGGAAUUCACCAAUUGUGUUGGCCCAGAGACUGUGAGGUUCAUUGCCCCUGGGAAGAGGUUUGGUCUGAAUGUGGUACUGCAUACAGCCUUGGCUGGCGCACUCUGUGGCUUUGGGACAUGGUAUGUGUUCCUAGGCAGAUUGACUGCUCUCUAUGGUAGUAUUGGUGUGUCACUGGUUGUCUUCAUCCUGAGCUGGGUGACCCUAUGUAUAGCAGAGUAUUCUCUAGUGGUCAACACGGCCACAGAGACAGCCACUUUCCAGGCACAGGACACAUAUGAGAUCACCCCACUCACCCGGCCCCUCUACAUCUUAAUUUUCAUCGCUGUGGACAUGGCUGAUAGGUUCACAGGGACUAUCCCUGAGCUCCAAACAGCCAAUCAGGUUCUCCAUGUGCUGUUCCUCUUCCUACCUCUGUUGUGGGCGCUGGGUCUGCUGUCUCCGCCGGAUGCCUUGCUCCUCUGGGUGAUGGAGCAGGUUCUCGUGUUUGGGUUUGGUGGCUCACCCAUGUCCAGUAACUUCAGGCUGCUGGUGAUGUUUUUUGCAUCUGUUGGUGUAGCUGUUUGCAAUUUCUUCCUACCAUCUACAAUAAGUGUGGUUCUCUUCUCUAUCUCCAUGGGAUUUCUCUUGAGCCUGGACCUCAGCCAAAUUGGCACUCUCUGUACAGGGUCCAGGUCAGCUUUGGGGGACCAUGGCUGGUGUAGGGGAGGAUCACCCACUCCUCAUGUUUCCUUUGGCUGGCAUCUUGGCUGUAGGGAGCUGUUGCUGUACUUGAGCGUGCUCCUGGCAGCAAUGGCAGAGGCAGGACUUUUGCAUCACUUCUUCAGCAUAGCUAAGCUCCAGAGCUUGGUUAGGGGACCCCAGGCUCCUGUCAGCUACCUCCUCCUUAUCCUCUUUGUCCUCUGCUGGAUUCUGAGAGAGAUCCAGGGCACCUAUGUCUUGGGAGGGGUGUUCCUCAACCCUUUGUACCCAAGAGGAAUGUCUAACGUGCAGACAUUUAAGCAGAGAAGCAGAGGUCUCCAUGUUGCUGCAGUGAUCAGAAGAGUCCUCCUCAGUUUGGUGUCUCCAUUUGCAAUGAUAGCGUACCUCUCCAUGGACAGCUCUCUCCAGGUGCUCCACACAGCUUCCCUUAGUGUGGGAUUCACACGGGCCUAUAGAGUGGUAUGGCAGAGCCCAGAGGAGGCUCUACUGCAGAUGGUGGUGGUAGUCUCAGUGCGCCUGAUGGCUGGUGAUAAGAUGUUACCAGGCUGGGAUAACUUGGGAACUGGAGUUCAGCUUCUUCUGGUGGGCCUUCUGAGUGACAGAGUAGUUCAAUUCCUGGCCAAGCUGAAGUUCACCGUGAUGGUGCUAGUGACGUCGUGGACAGAGAAGAAGCAGCGUCGUCAGUCAGCUGGAACUCUCCUGGCCCUCAAUGCCUCCCUGUGCCCACUGCUGCUGGCAGUGGUGACCCUCUCUGCCAUGCUGUCUGCCCCUCUGCUUCCCCUUUUCACCCUACCCAUCUUCCUAGUGGGAUUCCCCCGGCCUCAGCGCAGUUGGCCAGGGCCCGUAGGUACUGCCUGCCCCUGCCCUGACUCCAUCUUCUACCAGCAGAUGAGUAGCAGUCUGGCUUCUGCUCUCAGAAGAGCCUUUGCCAGAGGGUCCCUGGGCUCUUUAUCCCCUGGCUCUCACUUCCUUGGCCGCUUCCAGGACCGCAUGGUAUGGAUAAUGAUCCUUGAGAGAGGAUAUGGCUACUGUACUGUCAAUAUUAAGGGGCUGGAGCUGCAGGAGACUUCUUGCCACACAGUGGAGGCGCUGCGGGUGGAUGAGGUGUUUGAGUGGGCUUUUGAACGACCUGAGAGGCUUGGUUUUACCCAGGGCCUUAACCUGCACUGGGGUAACUCACUCACUCCUUGUACUGCCCUCCCUGUGCGUGUCUACUCGGACGCCCAAAACGUGCUGUCUGGCAUCAUUGACUCUCAUGACAACCUGAGGAAACUCCAGGAUGACUUUCUGAAGGUGCUGGUCUGGUUGUUGCUGCGCUAUGGUGUUCAAAAGCGCAAAGGCUGGAGCAGUGAAGACAGGCCAGGAGGUGGAGGCAGGAAGUCCCAGACCUCCCAGUUGGUUCAGUCUACACGUAACCUACCUGUGGAGGCUGUCAUAGUGGAGUCUAAUGUAUCCUCUCUUAGGUUCAGACAGGACAGCUCCAGCCUUACCUCUUUUGGUGACUGGUCAGAUGAGGAUGACUUAUUUGGGCCCCAGCCAGCAAGGCGGACAGUGGCAUUGGUGAAUACUGAGGCCCAGCAGGGACAUACGGCACUGCAGAUGGGGCCCUCCUUGCCAGGCUCUGUGGAGAUGGAUAGUCUGUUUGAAAACAUGGCCCUCUCGGCCCUGCAACCACUGCAGCCUCUGGGACUGGGCCUUGGGCUGCCAGCUGUAGAUAAGGGCCGGCCCCCAGAGGUCUUCACAGAGAGCCCUGAGUCUCUCCCUCAUUUAAAUUUCAGCUGUCCCCAGUCAGAGGUGUUCAACCUGCCCACAGGGUGGAGGACAGCCCCCUUGCCACCAUCCCGCUUGCAGCAGCUCAGGCCUCUGUUCUCAGAGGACUGGUUUCGGUUUGCUCUGGGGCAAUUUGGGCCUGUGGUGCAGGGCGAGGCUUCUGAGGACAUGACCAAGACCCUGAAGGAGGACGAGGCCCUGAGGGAGCUCCACACUCAGGUGGCCCUGUCAUGCCUCAUCACCCUUGGUGCAGAGUCUGCCUUCACCAGUCCCAGCUAUGUCUACAGGCUGUACUGCGGAGAUGUGCCAUGGACAGAGGGACUUGACUGGCUCUCUGCUAGUAAAGAACUUUAUCAGCUUGCACUUAAAGCUUUCAGGUUCAGUUUCAAGCUGCUGUUUGAUCAGGCGAGUCUGGGGCCCAUGGAAGGCCCUGGGGAAUUAUUCAGCACCUUGGAGGAAUAUGAAAGGGACUGGUAUAUUGGCCUAGAAUCAGAGAAAGGCUGGCAUGAUAGUGUCCUUAAGGAAAAACCUUUCCUCUUCUCUCUAGGACAUGACCUUACCAUGGGCACUUACACGGGGCGAGUCCUGUCCCUGCAGGAGCAGCUGGUGCAAGUGGGCCGUCUAAAUGGAGAGGGGGUGCGUGGCCAGUGGGCCAACCUGUCCUGGGAGCUACUGUAUGCCACUAAUGAUGAUGAAGAGCGUUACAGCAUCCAGGCUCACCCAAUCAUGCUGAGGAAUCUGACUGUCCAAGCAGCCGACCCCCCUCUAGGGUACCCCAUUUACUCCUCUGCCCCCCUGCAUCUCCCCUGCUUCUGACCCAUGGUCCUUUCUGACUGUGUCAACCCUCAUAC
Messenger RNA from Lampris incognitus (smalleye Pacific opah), 3875 nucleotides. It is a transcript of the gene pcnx4, whose product is annotated as pecanex 4. The coding region runs from base 199 to 3840 and encodes 1213 amino acids. Lineage: Eukaryota; Metazoa; Chordata; Actinopteri; Lampriformes; Lampridae. The transcript is spliced from 11 exons. The record is from RefSeq and is a predicted model, not a curated record. Gene Ontology annotation, cellular component: membrane.